Molecule: messenger RNA, 1104 nt
Organism: Stereum hirsutum FP-91666 SS1
Lineage: Eukaryota; Fungi; Basidiomycota; Agaricomycetes; Russulales; Stereaceae
Exons: 12
Coding region: 1-1104 (367 amino acids)
Source: RefSeq, a predicted model, not a curated record
AUGUCAGCAUCGCAAGCAGCAUUCAACGAGGUCGUGCUGGAAGACCGAUUAUGGCAAGUCUUAACAUUUGACUUACUGGUUUAUAGUACUUCUCUAAGCCCCAUUACGCUCAGGAUCAUCGAUGAUUAUGCUGUUUUAUCUUCGUCAAUCUUGUGGAUGUUUGACUUUAUUCAGACCCUACCCAUGGAGAUCGAAGGCGUCUGGUCGAGUAGACCCACAGGAACUGCAGCGAUCUUUCUUGUCAACCGCUACUGUUUUGGAAUGUCCCUUAUCCUUCAACUGGUGAUUGGAAGCCCUGUAUCUGCGACUGAUAAGAGCUGUAAUGCACUAGCUAUAUCCGAAGCAAUCCUACAGAUCACUGCAACUAUAUCCACGAACCUGUUGUUCACGCUCAGAGUCUACGCAAUAUGUGGUCAAAGUAGAGCCGUUCUCUGUAUGGCGUUGACGAUGAUCCUUGCAAGAUUCGGAGUCAACCUGUGGCAGAAUGCUCCGACCGACAUUGUCACUGCGGUUUUGCCCUUGGCAUUCGAUGCCUAUGUUUUCGGUAUAACUGUCUUUAAGACAUACGGACACGUCACACAGAUGCGCAAACAAGGCCAGAGAAGCAUCACCGAAGUCCUUCUGAGGGAUGGAAUCUUGUAUUUCUUCAUAGUCUCCGUUGCUUCAGCUGCAAACCUUGCACUUCAAUUGGCAGCACUAGCCGAUAAGGAUACUGAGGCUUCGCUCCUGUGGUCGGAGGUCCUGUCCAAUUACCUCAUCGUACUCCCGAACCUCCUUGCCAACCGCCUCUACCUCAACCUUCGUGUAUUAGCAGAUCCGGGCUCCACAAUGACUUCAGGCCACAAGGAUAUGCCCGAACCAGCCUUCGCCCACAACCGGUUCCUUGGCAACAUCGGAGCACCUUUAGACCCGAAUUGGUGGGAAACCCGAUUCGAGGAUGACUAUGCAGACCACAGUACAACGUCAAGACUAUCCGGUCAAGAUGGGCCGAUGGUGUCACCCGAAGGCAACGGGCAAACGACGCUCAUACCAGUGGUCUACGACGGAAACCAACGAGAUAUCGCAGACAUCGAGAUGGUGCCGAUGCAGCGAGAGUGCUCGUAG